Molecule: messenger RNA, 4527 nt
Organism: Solenopsis invicta (red fire ant)
Lineage: Eukaryota; Metazoa; Arthropoda; Insecta; Hymenoptera; Formicidae
Product: cytochrome P450 9e2-like
Molecular function (GO): monooxygenase activity; oxidoreductase activity, acting on paired donors, with incorporation or reduction of molecular oxygen; iron ion binding
Source: RefSeq, a predicted model, not a curated record
AAUAAGAUCUUGGAUUUAGUUUAUUUUUUGUGAGAGAAGAGUACAUGUAUGUAUGUACGUGUUUGCGUGUACAUGUUUUUCAAUAGCAAAAGAAAUCGAUUAUUAAUAACAAUUGAUUGGAAUUUUUAAUAUACUUGAUGAGUAAUACGCAGAUAAAGUUCACCUUUUUUUUAGCUUUUCAAACGACACUUUUUUUGUAAUGAAUUUAGCUAUUUGAAAUCUGCACGAUUUUAAGCUCGAGUUUAUUACUAUUAUGAACACGUUAAUUUCAGAUAUCGAACAGUCGACCGAAAACUCCGCGAUGAUAAUGGCGGCUUAAUGAUAUCAAUAUACUAUUAUUAAGAAUUACAGAGUCUAGCUGAUCAAAGUAUCAAUCUUGUGCACGAGUAUAAAAUGCAUGAUUCAUACAUCAUGUAUCCAAUGGUGCUUACGUAAUCAUUAGUAAUUGUUUUUGUAUUGAAAAUCUUGUGACUUUUUAUCGAAACAUAAAAUCAUUUUUUUUUGUUUUUAAUUAAAUUAUUAAUGAUCGACUUUAAUGAGUCACGGCAUGUUCAAAAGUAUUAUGCGCAUUUAACCGCCGUGAUUAAUAUACCUCGUGAUUUCAAUUUCUGAUGUAACACGUACACUCGCUAUAAUAGCAAGAGGCGUAUCUCCCUCUUAUCUUCAUUUCAUUCACGAUAAGAUCCGCGCGGCACGUACACAUUCAUAACGUUCUAUGCCGCGUAUCUCGUUUGUCUCUUUACCGUCACGAUGGAUUCGUCGUUGCUUUCGUCGGCCUUUACGCUACUGUUAAUUACUCUGAUCGCUAUUGGCGUAGACAUCUUAAAAGUUGUCACUGUAAUGCACCGUUCGUAUUUUUUCUGGAGAAAUAAAGGCGUGCCUUACUUACCAAAUUCGCUAUCGUCUCUCCUAACGGGUUGAAAAUUGUUCUUGCGCCGCAUCAGUUUUGCUGAUUAUUGUAUAUUUUUAUACGAUUACUUUCCGAACGCUAAAUAUAUUGGAAUGAUGGAUUUUGGCACGCCUGCCGUGCUACUGCGUGAUCCCGAAUUGAUCAGAGACGUCAUGGUGAAGGAUUUUGAACACUUCCCGGAUCAUCGUAGUUUCGUUGACGAAGAGUCGUUGACGAACAUCUUCGCCCUGCGCGGUGAUCGUUGGAAAGAAAUGAGAAAUACAUUGAGCCCCUCUUUCACCGCUAGCAAGAUGAAGUUCAUGUUUGAUUUGAUUUCGAAAUGCUCCGAGGACUUUGUUAAUUAUUUGGCGGAUCAUCCAGAAAUCUGUCAUGCGAUCGAAACAAAGGGAGCCCUCAGACGGUACACCAACGACGUAAUUGCUACCGCAGCCUUUGGCAUAAGUGUGAACUCAAUGAAGGAUCGAGAGAAUGAGUUUUACACGAGAGGCCUGGAGGCUACCAAAUUUUCUAGUGGAUUGCUUCAAUGGAUGGGUCUAACAUUUUUUCCAUCGGCUACAGCCAAGUUUUUUAAAACUGUCGUGGGGGAAACUAUCAAAGCACGAGAAGAGCAAGACAUCGUCCGACCGGAUAUGAUUCAUUUACUGAUGCAGGCUCGGGACAAGAAAAGCGCCAGCACACACCAAAUGACUCUGGACGAUAUCGUCUCGCAGGCUUUCAUUUUUUUCUUCGCCGGUUUUGAUACAUCCUCGACGCUGAUGUGCUUCGUUGUUCACGAAUUGGCAGUUAAUAAAGACAUUCAGGAUCGUUUGCGCGAGGAGGUGCGACAGCAUCUCGCCGAAGGGAACGGUGAGAUUUCUUACGACUCGUUAUCGAAGAUGUCCUACAUGGAUAUGGUGAUUUCUGAAACUCUCAGAAAGUAUCCACCGACAAUCUUUAUCGACAGACUUUGCACAAAGAGAUACGAAUUGCCACCGUCGCAACCGGGCUGUAAGAAUGCGAUCAUCGAGCCUAACAAUAUACUGAUGUUUCCGAUUUAUGGUAUACAUCGCGAUCCGCAGUACUUUCCGAAUCCGAACAAAUUUGAUCCCGAGAGGUUCAACGAGGAGAACAAAGACAAUAUUUUACCGUAUACUUAUCUACCGUUUGGCCACAGACCUAGAAAAUGUAUCGGCAAUCGAUUUGCUUUAAUGGAGACCAAGAUUCUGAUAGCUCAUCUUUUGCAAAAGUUUAUUCUGAAAACUACGGAAAAAACCGUCGAACAACCAGUUGUAUUCAAUAAAAAGGAGUUUUCGUUGCAACCUGUUGGCGGAUUCUGGAUUGGCUUGGAGAAAAGAGAAAUGUGAAAAUAUUUUACAAAAAUAUUGCCGCUUUUAACAUUCAGAGAUAUUCAAUACAUUUAUGCAUUUUAGUAGAUGUAGAUGAUUGGAGUGUAGAAUAAGAUUUACUUGUGACGUAUUACGUUGUGCAAGGCGAACCAGAAGAUUAAGUUUUUACAAUGUAGACAUAAAUAUCACAGCUUCAUAUUCUCUAAACAAUCUGUAUAAUGACGGAAGCAAAUUAAUAUUAUAGUUUGGAUAUUUUGACUUUUAUUAUAUAUUAUCAUGGAAGUAUAUUAGAAUCAUUUUCGGGUUUAUGUCUUGGACAACUUAGGAUUCACUCAUGUUGCAACGAUACAAUGUACAAUUCAAUUGAAAAAGCAGUAAUUUUUGUAACGUUGCGAGUGCUAAUUUUGAUUUUUAUGUAUUACUUUUGAAUUUAAAUAUUAUUUAGAAUAUGGCUUGUCACUAAGAAUGACGCAUUACAUGUUUAACAUUUAUUUUUAUGUUUAUAAAUCAUUGUUAUAACUAGCAUUUCGAGCUAUUAUUAGUCUACGUUUUAUAAAUUAUUGAUUAAGUUUUUGUUAAUGAGAGAAAAAAAUUAAAUUACGAUGGACAUCGUGACUCGCGAAGAUUCUCGGAUCCAUUUGACUUGAUAGGGCAUAAUGAUUUAUAUAAUUUUUAUUUGUCGCCAAACAACACAAUAAACAUGAGAGAUAUGAUAUCGUUGAUUUUUUUACGUAAGAGCGAAUUUCUCUAUUACUUAAAUAUUUUUUGUACUUUGUUUUUAUUUUUGAGACAAUUUCAUCUCUUAUUAGUUUAAAUCAUAUUUCUCAUAAAUUGUUGUAAAUUUAAUUAAAUGUUAUAGAUUUUUAAUUAUAAUAGCUGGUGAAAUAGUUUAUAUUAGAGUAUAUUUCCCGAACUUCUAUGAACCGCGAUCUGUUUUUUAAAACAUCCGUGAUUCGUUUAGUUUCAAUGGUUAUAAACAAGAAAGAAAUAUAAAUUGAUUCCUGUCAUAUUUAUUUAUCAUCAUAUUUCUUUUAUUUUUUAAGUUUUUCUUGAAUAUAAUUUUAUAAAUUUGUAUUUUGUAUUUAAUAAAUUUGUAUUAUAUUAAAUACAUAAUUAGAUAUAAGUGGCAAGUAUAUUUGAAAAUGUUAAAUAAAUUAGCAAAUUCAGUAUAUUUCAUCUCAGUUAUAAAAAUUUAUCACAUUGAUAACAACGGAGAUACUUAAGAUUGACUGACGUAAAAUAUUCGUUAAUUCGGUAACACUAGUGUAAACAAUGACGAAUCAGAUUCUGUAUUAGAACAAUAUUAAAAAGUCUAAUUAGGCUAGAUUAGAAGUAAAUUGAAAUUGCAUUAUAAAUAAAUGUUUUAUUUGAUAUUUUUGUUUAAAAUUGAAAUAAUUUAUAUUGCAUUUGUUAAUUUAAUAUAUAUAUUUUUUAAUUUACCUCAGAUUGAUAAAAGAACAUUAAAUCUAAAAAACCAGGCGUUUGUUAUUUGCGAAAAUUAAAGAAGCAUAGUUCUAUAUAAACUUCAUUGUGUUAAAUUUCUACAUAAACUUACAGUAUUCUAUAUAAACUUUGUUGUGUAUUAAACUUUCUCAUUAUAGAACAAGAUACAAUUUUGUUAGUAUCUGUAAAUCAAUGCUUAAUAUUAAUUUAGCUGUUUAAGGAAGUUUUCUACUUUUCUAGUUUUCUAGUUUUCUACUUUUCUGAUCUUUAAGAGAUUUUUAAGAUUUUUUUUUCUUACCUAGGAAAGUAAAUAUUCUUCAAACUUUUACUUUUUAUUAAUUAUUAAUUAUUUGAAGAUUGAUUUUUUAUUUUUUAUUUUUUAAUAAAGGAUGUAAAUAAUAAUUUAUUAAUCAUAGAUUUAGUUGACUUUGGAUAGUUUGGAUCAGUAAUCAUGAAUUUAGCUAUUCUAGUGAACUACAAUUUUGAAAAACUUAAACGUCACUUUAUUUAAAACAUUUGCAGUUGUUGUCGAAGCUAAAGUUAUCUUGAUAAUUUAUUGAUUUUUUUAUUGAAUUGUCUAAAACAUCCAUUUCGUAAAGUUCAAAUAGACAUAUUGUUAAUUAUUGUUAAUAAAUUAUUCAUAUUUUUUUUUUAAAUGAAAAUCAAUCUUUAAAUAAAUAAAAUUUUGAACAAUAUUUAAAAAGUCUAAAAAUCUAAGAGUCGGUGUGACAAAGUAGAAAAUUCUCUUAAAACAUGAGCUGUAUAACCUUGUACAUAAUAUAUAUUCGGUUUAAUUAGAGCGGAAGCGAAACGGAUAGAGCGGUUAAUAAAAAAAAAAAGAAAAAAAGA